CAGGAGGAGGAGGGGACCGUGACUCAGAUUCCAGGAAAGGAGAGUGAACCUGGACCAGCACAGCUCACUGUGUAUAAGAGCAGUGGAUCACCCGAGCCUGACCCACAGUCAGCCUGACGCCGAGACGACAACCGACACACAUCCAACAGAGAACCAGGGCAGUCGUGGCAUUCAGAAUUUGAGGUUUCAGUAGCAGCAAAGUUUGAACUCAAAAUAAACAAAGAAAAAUGUCUUGGAGUGACGUCUUCUUCCCUGAUAACCCUGCUAAAAGGGAGGAGGUCAUCCGCAGAAACCAAGAGCUUCGGGAGUUGAUGAAGAACAACUUCCGAGCCACUAACCAGCUCAUUGAAAUUCUUGACAAGCACCUGGGUUUGUCCUUUAGUCCGAUAUACCUGAACAACGACGCCACCAUUAAGGAGAACUGCGAGGUGAUGAUACAACGCAUGCAUGAGAUCCAGGCAGAAGUAAAGAAGAUCGAGGAGAAGCUGAAGGAGAAGCUGGAACCUGACUUAUAUGAGAAACUGAAAACCCUGUCACCCAGCAUCAAAGACUUGAAACAAAUUCAAUUAAUACUCAGUGGAUCAUUGGGUGCCUUAAGUUUAGUGUCCGCCACUGUAGUUUGUUACCUAAUCAAAAGUGGAAGGAUACUUGUGAACGUAAUAUCCACAUGUGCUAAAGCGUGUGCAGGGGCUUUUUUCAGUUUGGGCUUAGGGGUGCUGUUCAUGGGCGUUGAUAUGAUGAUCCAAGCCAUUUUGGGGGCAAAAGACAGAGAUCAACUUGAACAGGCCCUGGAAGAGUAUAAGAAAGCUUUGGAUGAAUUCAGGCCUGCUUCUGAAAAGUUCCAGGAUAAUAUAACUUAUGUCAAGAUUAAAAUUGAAAUGAUGCAAGAGGAAGGGAACUAACGGUCACCAUCCUUAGGUUAGCUUUGAAUUGUUGCGUAUCUAGCUCUAUUCAUUAGUACUGGAUCAUCUACACUAUCAUGAUUUUCAGUUACUCUGGUAAUCCAUGCCUGAUAUCUUUACAUAUGGAUUAAUAAGAAACUGAUUAAGAAAGUGGUAAUUCUUGAUCAAACUGUUUUGAAUGUUAAAUGGUACUUCAGUGAUUGUUUUCUUUCUAUAUUGCAUUCAAGAUUUUUCUGUUUUUCAACAUUAAAGUUUACUAAAGAUACUAAUCAGUUGAGUUUUUUAUUCAUAUAAUCUGAAUUUCAGUUGAUCUAUUCAUCCAUAUGUCCUCCCUCCCUUCUUCCAUGCUCUUCCUAUCCCUGCUCUCAAUCCUCUUCAUUGUAUAUUUGAACAUUUUUGUUAAAAAAGACUCAAUCUUAACCUCAGCAGGGGCCAUCCGUUGUUCAUUGUGAACACCCCUUAAGCAGUAUUAGAGCAAUAGGCAUCUGCUUUUGACUAGAUUAAAACCUUUUGGUGUUGGAGUUUGUUAUUGUGAAAGAUCCCUGCAAAUAUCAACUCAUGCACUCUCAUCUUUUCCAUGGAUUCCCGCAUUGUCUCAUAACUAAAGUGGUACAUUCUAGAAUUUUGUAAAUGAUGAAAUGUCAAUGGGAAAUACGUCACUGUUGAAUACUUUUGUUCCACCAUUAAACCUGUAGGAUAGAUGCAAAACUACCUGAAGCAAAUAAUGCAUAUCACAAACAAAAGCUUGUCUUGUUAAAGAGGUGUCAGCCGCAAAGGUGAUGUGUAAUAUUCAACAGCCAAUACAACACAAGUGCAUUACUUUAUUGUAUAAUUGCAGUGCAUUUCCU
Acipenser ruthenus (sterlet) is the source of this 1750-nucleotide messenger RNA. RefSeq names its product single-pass membrane and coiled-coil domain-containing protein 3-like. Bases 228 to 902 code for a protein of 224 amino acids. The transcript is spliced from 3 exons. The record is from RefSeq and is a predicted model, not a curated record. NCBI's taxonomy places the organism in Eukaryota, Metazoa, Chordata, Actinopteri, Acipenseriformes, Acipenseridae.